Girardinichthys multiradiatus is the source of this 2639-nucleotide messenger RNA. Its product is annotated as mucolipin-1-like. Gene Ontology annotation, cellular component: lysosomal membrane; plasma membrane. The record is from RefSeq and is a predicted model, not a curated record. Gene Ontology annotation, molecular function: NAADP-sensitive calcium-release channel activity. The coding region runs from base 900 to 2624 and encodes 574 amino acids. The transcript is spliced from 13 exons. NCBI's taxonomy places the organism in Eukaryota, Metazoa, Chordata, Actinopteri, Cyprinodontiformes, Goodeidae.
CACUAAUAUACGUUUGUGAAAUGGUUUGCUGUCAACUCUGGAUCAUGUUAAUAUUUGUAUUACUGUGCGUUAACAGGAAUUAUUUCCUUGUUAAAAGGUUUGUCAGAGUUGACAUCCUCUAAAUGAAAUAUAUUUGAAAAUGACUGAUUGUGAACUAAUUUGUCAUAGAGAAUUCCUCCCCAUACAAUGGCCAAUGUUUUCUGGCAACCCACAUUUAAAAUGUUCAUUUUUUAAAAAUACAGUAAAACAAUGAUGGCAAGAACAUGUCAACAACAUGCCUGCUCUUACACUAACGAUCAUGUUAGCUGUAUAAUACCUGUUUUAUUCAUGAUAACACCAAAGAAAAACGUGUUGAGUUUAAUUGAUUGAAGUUGGAAGGGUCACCAAAUUAUGUUCAAGGUCCAAACCAGUCUUGGACCGGGUCUGUUCGGAUUGUGGGUAUCAUUUCACAGGCUUCCAUCAAUAAUUGUCUGGAAUUUUGACCCAUCCUUCCUCACAGAGCUAGUGGAACUGAGUCAGGUUUGUAGGCAGCCUUGCUCACCUUUUCAGCUCCACCUCUAGGACUGAGGUCAGGGCUUUGUGGUGGCCACCAUAAAACACUGUCUGUCCCUUUGUUACUAAUCUGGUGAUAGGCCCCUCCCAAACCGGGUAUGACAUGAAAUAAGGAACGUGUAAUUAUACAGCUGUCUGUACCCGACGUCUUCGCCCAGCUCCUGCUUUCAGUGACGUAGCUGCGGUCACGUGGUUAUCCGGAAGCUGCGGUGCGUUUACCUUCGCUUACACUGUGCCACCGAGCAUCCUCCGUCUGCGACGAAAUCAGACACAAUCUGAGGAGAUGAAUCCGUCCUGUUGGCCAUCUCUCUGCUGGUAAUGACCCCUCCGUGACCUCAGUCAUCGUCAUGGCGUCCUCAGGUUACACCUUCAUCCCGGACAGCGCCACAGAAAAGCAUAAACUGCUGUCCUCCAUGUCCAGCUAUGGGUCUCAAGAUGUGCCUGGAUGCGGGAUCCACCAUCCCACUGGUCUGGUGGGCUCUGAGUUUCACCGACAGCUCCUGGAUAAAGAUGAGGAGGAAGAAGAGGAGGCCCUGAGGCGAAAACUCAAGUACUUCUUCAUAAGUCCUUGUGACAAGUAUCACGCGAAGAGGCGCAAGCCUUUCAAACUGGGCCUGCAGCUGCUCAAAAUCAUCAUUGUGACCGUGCAGUUGGUGCUGUUUGGGCUGAGCAACCAGAUGGUCGUGACAAUCAAGGAGGAAAACACAGCGGCAUUCAAGCACCUGUUCCUGAAGGGUUACCAGGACAACCAUCCCCAAGCUGUCCACACGCAAUUGGAGCUGUACAACCACAUCAGUUUUGUCAUAGAUCAGUACAUGACUCUACCUCAGAUCUCUCUGGGUCGGUAUGCAUAUGUAAAGGGCGUUGGUGUAAAUGGAAGUGCUCUCUCCCUCUGCCAGAGGUACUAUAAGACAGGCACUAUCGACCCCGUCAACGACACAUUUGACAUUGACCCACAUGUUGUCACAGAUUGCAUUGGGCUCGAUCCAACGUCUGACAGUUCUGCACCAAGCAACGGUGACUUCAAGAAUUUCACUCUCCAGUUUUACAAGUUGAUCAAUGUAACAGUUGAUUUCCAGCUGAAGGCCAUCAAUAUUCAGACAAUAAUCAACAAUGAAAUCCCCGACUGCUACACCUUCGUCAUCACGAUCGUCUUCAACAACAAAGCUCACAGCGGCCAAGUUAAGAUCUUCCUACAGAACCAGGCAUCCAUAAAAGAAUGUAAAGACCCUAACGUGUCCGGACACGCGGAGAGCUACGUAAGAGAGUUCUUCGAUGUGGUGGUGGCCAUCGUCUGCCUGCUGUCGCUGGCGCUGUGCGGCCGCUCCAUCCUCAAAGGAAUCCUCCUUCAACAUGAAUAUGUGCAGUUUUUCAAACACAAACUGGAACACACUGUUAGCUGGGGGGACAGAAUGGAAUUCAUCAAUGGCUGGUACAUCCUGCUCAUCAUCAGUGACAUGUUUACCAUUGUUGGCAGCUUCAUCAAAAUUGGGAUAGAGUCCAAGACUUUGUCCUCCUAUGAUAUUUGCGGGAUCCUACUGGGAACAUCCACUCUGCUGGUGUGGGUGGGAGUCAUCCGCUACUUUAGUUUCUUUCAGAAAUACAAUAUCUUGAUUGUGACUCUAAGAGCUGCUUUUCCUAAUGUUAUCCGCUUCUGCAGCUGUGUAGCUGUUAUUUAUUUGGGAUACUGUUUCUGUGGAUGGAUUGUCCUGGGACCUUACCAUACUAAGUUUCGCUCCCUGUCCACGGUGUCAGAGUGUCUGUUUUCUCUCAUCAAUGGGGACGACAUGUUUGUGACAUUUGCUGAGAUGGAGCAAAGCAGCACACUGGUGUGGAUAUUCAGCCAGGUCUACCUUUACACCUUCAUCUCCCUGUUCAUCUACAUGGUGCUGUCCCUCUUCAUCGCUCUCAUCACUGGAGCCUACGACGCCAUCAUGGCCCAAACAAGGGAACAAGUUCCCCAGACAGACCUGCACACAUUCAUCGCACAGUGCACAGACACGCCCAGUUCUGGCAAAUUCCGUGGGCCUGAGGGGUCGUCAUGCUCCUUCCUCUGCUGCUGUGAAUGGUAAGAAAGAGGACGAAAA